This is a messenger RNA of Cooperia oncophora, 867 nucleotides long. The record is from the annotation of a GenBank genome assembly. Lineage: Eukaryota; Metazoa; Nematoda; Chromadorea; Rhabditida; Trichostrongylidae.
AUGGGCUCAGGGCAGUCUUCUCAGGCCCAGCAAGUUCCACCUCCAGAAUGUCCUAAACAUGCUGAACAUGGUGGAACUGUGUUCACGUCCGAAGCGGAAAGGCUGAGGCAUGCCCGUAGAUCUAUGGCUGCUGUAGGAGGAGAUCAAGGAGAAUGCCCAAAGUCUGGUGGAGGAUGUCCCGUGAAUGCCGAUGGAGGAGUCAAUCCUUUGAAUAAUGAACUGGAGCACCCAAACCAGAAGCCAGCGCCUGAUCAACCGUUUCCUUUACCGUUGAAACGUGAAAAGUCGACGAUUCCCAAGGCGGGAACAAAUGACACUUGGACGUAUCCCAGUCCACAAAUGUUUUGGAAUGCUAUGUUAAAGAAAGGGUGGCGAUGGCAGGAGGAUCAGUUAACCCAGAAAGACAUGGAGAACAUUAUUCUUAUUCAUAACGCGCUAAUAAUGAAGAGGCAUGGCGAGAAUGAGUGUGCCGAGCCAAAGUUGAAGAGUUUCAAAGGAGAUGCGAAGAAUAUAUCACCUCGCGCUCGAUUCCGUAAUUUGUUCCUGGGCUAUAAUCUGCCAUUUGAUCGACAUGAUUGGAUAGUUGAUAGAUGUGGAGUAAAGGAGGUACAAUACGUUAUCGAUUAUUACGAUGGUGGUUCAGUAGAUCCUCGUUCGAAAUUGUUCACGAUUCUGGAUGUGAGACCGGCGUUAAAUGAUUUCGGGAAUAUUUGGGAUAGAAUGGUCGUUGCCUAUUGGCGUUUCAAAUUUGACGUUUUGGGAAUGACACCAAAAUUACCUAUUCCUCCAACAGAAGAUGAUGUACCCCACAAUGGGCUCAGGGCAGUCUUCUCAGGCCCAGCAAGUUCGCACCUCAGAAUGUCCUAA